AAUGGAUUUUGACGUAGAUCCUUGUGAUGAUUUCUACCAAUAUGCCUGCGGAAAUUGGGAGAACAACAUGAUUGCGCCAGAAUUCGUUGAUUUCUACACACCAAAAGAGCGUCUAAGAUUAAAGGCAAUGACUCAAGUCUAUGAUUUUAUAAAUCCAUUUGGAAAUUUUAAUUCUGAAAUGAUCAAUUUCAACUUUAUGAUUUAUAUACGCAAUUUUUUUGACACUUGCAGGGAUUUUUCAAAUAAGAGAGAGAAAUUUAGGAAUUUCUUUCAUAAAUCCAGGAUUUUCUUAUCCUAUAAAUUGUGUAUUAACCCAGUAUUGUUUAAAUAUCUUCAUGUUGAAAUUGACGAACCUAUUGAUACAUAUAUUAAGAAAAUGCGAUUCCUGUAUCAGUUUAAGACAGGCCAUUAUUUUACAAAAGAUCUCCUAAACACAGUUUGCCCACUAGCUGAUAAUAAGAUGAUAAAAGAAUUAGAUAACAGACUUAACGUUCUCCUAUCUUUAUUUAGCGAAAGUCAUAAAAUUGGUAUUGAUGCCUUUUUUAAGAUUGGGCCUAAAUUAGUUAGUAACGCUUCUAAAGAAGAGUUCGUAUUGACUAUUAACGAAAAUUUGGGUCUAACUUUAGGAAAAACAGAAUACUAUAAUGACGAUAAACACUUUAAAAGAUAUAGUUAUAUGUUUAAAGUAAUAUUGAGUAGAAUAUGGAAGGCAGACGAAUUAUGGAGAGCGGAUGAAUAUAUUAAAAGAAUGUGGAAAUUUGAGAAAAAUUUAGUUAAGUUUAUCUAUAAAAUGGGAAAUGAACAACUUCCUAAUCACUUAAAAACUAUUCAAAAUAUUCAAACUAAUCUUUCUAGUACCUUCGACUUUUACAACUUCCUACAAAAUGUCUUUCAAAAAGAUUUCGAUUUAAAUACGAAAAUACUUUUUACAAAUGAUGGAGAUUUUUUAAUUCGUUUAUUUAAAUAUUUAAAUAAUACUAAUAUAGACGAUGUUAAAGAAUAUAUUGCAUGGAAAUUUAUAUACAAAUGGCGUACUUUAUUAAAAUUUCAAACAUUCAACGUUCAAUCAACGAAUAAUGAUCCUGGUUUAUUAUGCUUUGGACUUGCGGAAAGUUUCUUUCCGGAAUUAAUAGAUUAUCUUUAUUUCGAAACAUCCGAUAGAGUUACAUGGGAAUCUAAACGUUUACAUAUUGAACGUUUAAGUAGGGAAAUUAAUAAAGAAAUUAUAAAUACAUUACGCAAUAGAUAUAGGGUUUUUAGAGAUUUACAAGGUUUCUUUAAAAGGAAAUUAGGGAGUAUUAAACCACCGAUAAUUACACCUUUAAGAAAUCGUUUCAAUAUACCGUAUUUAGUAAAACUCUUUGAUACUGAGAUACUUGAUAGUAGUGAUGAAUUUGACUCUUUGCUAGAAUUUCUAAUUGCUUCGACUGUUGUUAGAAGGCGUAAAGAAGGUGAUAAAAUUAAAAGGAAAAAUGAUAAGGAUUACAUUUUAGAGGAUCACUAUGAUAUGCCAGUUAGCACAAAAGCAGAGAUAAGAUACGAUAAUAACUUACGUAGAGUAGUUAUUAGCUAUGCCGCCUUAAGAGAGCCGUACUACGUUGAAAGUGGAAAUGCUAUAGCCCUUUUAUACGGAGGUUUUGUAUGGACCUAUACAAAUGAAAUACUUCAAUCAUUAGGACUUUUCGAAAGUCAAAGAAUUGUUGACAGAUUAACAGCCUCAAUAAGAUACUGUAUUCAACAAUAUAGUAACUUUUCUCGAUAUGGAGUAAACUUACAUGGUGAAAAUGUAUGGAAAGAAGCACUUUUAGACCAUGAAGCCUUAAAAAUAUCGAGAUCCGUUUAUAAAAAAGCGAUUAGUGACAGAAAAAUUAGCCUAAAAGUUCUACCCGGUUUAAAUAUGACGUCAGAUAAGAUGUUUUUUCUAGGAUUUGCUCAAAACUUUUGUAGUUAUAUACCCGAGAAAGUGUUUAAUAUUUGGGCAAAAUCAUCAUCUACACCACCAAUGCAAAGAGUUGUUGGUACUUUGCAAAAUAGUCAUUAUUUUUAUUCUGAAUUUAAAUGUCCAAAAAAUUCGGGAAUGAGACCGACUCAAUUUCAAACAGAUCAAACUGGUAGAAUGCUAAGUUGCGUCAUCUACUAA
Dimorphilus gyrociliatus is the source of this 2140-nucleotide messenger RNA. The record is from the annotation of a GenBank genome assembly. Lineage: Eukaryota; Metazoa; Annelida; Polychaeta; Dinophilidae.